Messenger RNA from Triplophysa dalaica, 1634 nucleotides. It is a transcript of the gene dnajc28, whose product is annotated as DnaJ (Hsp40) homolog, subfamily C, member 28. Bases 121 to 1257 code for a protein of 378 amino acids. The transcript is spliced from 2 exons. The record is from RefSeq and is a predicted model, not a curated record. NCBI's taxonomy places the organism in Eukaryota, Metazoa, Chordata, Actinopteri, Cypriniformes, Nemacheilidae.
GUUCGAUACAACAUGAACCGGGCUAACCUUGUCUUUCAUAAGACACAUUGACCUAUAAAGCCACACUGGAAUGGAAACAUCUGAUCAAAAUCAGUAAGACCCUGUUUGCACAGAAGCACAAUGAGCUGCUUGGUGUUAAUGCGGUUCCACAUUGUAGAACCCCACAGAGCUCUCUUUCCUCUGUCCUGUUCCCUCACAUGGCGAGCGCUCAGCUCUGUAUCCAUCAGCCGGAUUCUGAGAGAAAGCUACCGACUGCUGCAGCUGCCGGAUGAGGGAGCCAGCGGCCCUGCGGCGGUGAAAGAGGCGUACCUGCGUAUGGCCAAGCUCUACCAUCCAGAUUCCGGCGCUCCCACGGCAGAUGCUGCUUUGUUUUCCCAGAUAGAGGACGCUUAUAGGGCCGUCCUAGCCGACCUGGCUCGGCAGAAUUCAACCUCGCAGUACACUCAACAAAUGCAGGAGGAGGAGGAGGAAGAUAAGGUAAAAGGUCACGCUCCUCAGCACAGACACUACCUUAGCUUUGAGGGGAUGGGCUCAGGCACCCCAAGUCAACGGGAAAGGCAGUACAGGCAGUUUCGCGUAGACCGCGCAACCGACCAGGUGCUGGAGUAUCGACGCAAGGAGAUGGAGAAGGCGGCAGCGGACGAGGGUGCAAUGGUGACCCGGGAUGCACGUUUGCGCAGCAAGCAGAUCAAAAUCACCCAGGCGGUGGAGAGGUUGGUGGAGGACCUCAUCCAGGAGUCAAUGGCCCGUGGAGACUUUCAGAGCCUUAGCGGAGCCGGCAAACCACUCAACAAGUUUGACUAUAAUCCAUACAUGGAUCCCAUGACGCACAACCUCAACAGAAUCCUCAUUGACAAUGGUUACCAGCCCGAGUGGAUCAUCGUACAGAAGGAAAUCAGGGAGACGAUCGAAAAAUUGAGGGCGAAGUUGCAGGAGGUCAGGGCCAGGCUGGGUGAACCCAUGAGGCAUUCAGAAGCCCUCCAGUGGAAGGAGCACUGUGCUGCAUUUGAUGAGGAGCUGGUGAAACUGAACAAAACAGUAGACAAUUAUAACCUGAUUGUGCCUUUAUUGAGCAGACAGAUGGUGCAUUUUAGUCUGAAAAGAGAGGUGGAGAAAAUACAGAAAACAGAUCAGAUGCUGAGACAGGAGAAAGAGAGAGAGAGAGAAAGAAGGCGAAAGGAAGAGAUGAGGACAGCGAGAACGUCUCAGCACAACAGACAAGGACUGAUCACAUGGAUGCAGAAUCUUCUCAAAUGAGAUGCAUUUAAUAAAUCUGUGGCGGUGAAUUCCACAUAAAACUUGAGUUGCAUUUCACCUCAAAUCAUCAGAAGGGCUUAUUUAAAUAUUAAUGUGAUACUGCAGUGUGUUCCAUUGUUUCACUUUGGAUUUUUUUUCACAGUAUUCCCAUUUUUAAAUCUUAUUACUGUAAUGCAGAGUGACACAAUUAUAAAAAAAAGGAAUAAGCAUACAUUUAGGUCAGUACAACUGUGUUACAAUAAUGAUAAAUGCUUUCAUUACAGAACUAAAAAUGAUUUGUCUGUUUACAGAUCUCAAAACUAUUUGUCUGUUUGUGUGUGAGUUGUGCUCAGCUGUCAUGAAAUAUGCAAUAAUAAAAAUGGGAAUGAUACUAGGAA